AAUCCUGUCCAGAUUUGGAACUAUUGAUCGAACUUCAUGUCCCUAGAUUUAUGCAUCUUUUCCUGACUCGUAUCGGCCGUUUUCAUCGAUUACCACCACUGUCGUUUACCAAGAACGCAACACGCGCAGGAAUACGGAAAAUCAUGACUCUAGCUGACGAAAUAGCGGAACAGACGGCGCUUUUCAAUAAUCUUCGCCUGCAGAAUGCCGAUCCAGCAGAGGUAGAGGCAGCAAAACGGAAACUGGGAGAGCUGAAGAAGGCGCAGGGGGUGUUAAAUGCGAAGGAGAGAGAGAAGAAAGGCGACUUGGCUGAUGGUGAGAAGAAGAAAGAAAGGAUAUUAUUGAAGACGCCAAAGGGAACGAGAGACUACGGCCCGUCGGAAAUGUUUUGCCGUCUCCACAUUGAGCGUAUUGUCAAAGACGCAUUUGCACUUUUCGGUGGAAGCUGUCUCGACACGCCCGUCUUUGAACGGAAGGAUGUCCUGACAGGAAAAUAUGGCGAAGACUCCAAGUUAAUCUUCGAUCUCAUGGAUCAGGGCGGGGAGCAGCUUGCGCUGAGGUAUGACCAUACUGUACCUCUGGCGCGGUGGCUCGCGAUGACUGGUGGAGGUGGACAAGGGAAGGUGUGGCAGGUGGGCAAAGUUUACCGGAGAGACCAGCCGGUAAUGUCCAAGGGGAGGAUGAGGGAGUUCAUGCAAGCCGAUUUUGAUAUCUCGGGGACGUUCGAUCCAAUGAUUCCAGACGCCGAAAUAGUCAGCCUUCUGUGCACGAUUUUGAACAACCUGGAUAUAGGCGAAUACACGAUCAAGUUGAAUCACAGGAAAAUUCUUGACGGCAUAUUUACCGUAUGUGGUGUGCCAGAAAACAAAAUUCGGACGAUAUCCUCCGCUGUGGAUAAACUAGAUAAACUUCCUUGGGCCGAAGUGAAAAAGGAAAUGACAGAGGAGAAAGGUCUAGAUCCUGCUGUCGCCGAUAAAAUUGGAGAGUAUGUCAAGCACAAGGGUGGUCCGGAGCUGUUGGAUAUACUCACAUCAGACCCGACAUUGAUGGCGAACAAGAAUGCUAAGGAGGGCAUAGAGGAUAUGGCUCUUCUGUUUACUUUCCUCAAAGCAUAUAAAGUGCUUGAUAAGAUCUCCUUCGACCUCUCGCUUGCCCGUGGUUUAGACUACUACACAGGCCUCAUCUACGAAGCUAUCGUAGAAGCUUCAGCGCCUCCGGGGUUCAAAACCGAUGCUUCUGCCGACUCAACACCCGCCCCAAAACCCAAAUCGAAAUCAAAACCAAAAGACGCAGGAGAAGAUGAAGAAGUAGACGAAUCACAAGUGGGCGUGGGGUCCAUUGCAGCGGGAGGCCGAUAUGAUAAUCUUGUGGGCCAGUUUGCGUUGGCAGCAGCAUCCGAGAGUAAGAGCAGCAAAAAGAGCGCGGCGAGCACACCUUGUAUUGGUGUAAGUAUUGGGAUGGACCGGAUAUUCGCACUUUUGUGGCCAAAGUGGGUUGGCCUAGGUGAGAGGUGUAAGGAUACGAUGGUGUAUGUCAUGGCGGCGGGUGAUGGGUUGCUUGAAGAGAGGAUGGAGCUGGCAAGGGACCUUCGGGCGGAGGGAAUCAAGACGGACUUUUUGGCGAAGAAGAAGCCGAAGCUCCCUGCCCAGUUUGCUGCAGGAGAGAAAGAUGAGGUACCGUUUGCGGUUAUCUUGGGAGGCGAUGAGUUGAAGGCUGGCCUCGUCACUGUUAAAGAGCAGAAAUGGGAGUUCAAGGACGGGGUCAAGGUCAAGGUUGAGAGCGCAGACAAGGGAACAAAGGUAAAGCGGGACGAGCUGGUUGCAUGGUUGAAGAGCAGCGAUGUUUGGAAGACAUGGGUAUCAUAGCGCUGUAUUUGAAGCAGUAGAGCGUACGAUACAUAGAUUAGACGCUUGAGUAUUAAUGGCAGGUUCGAAUACUUGCGCAAUGGUCUUUUAAGCAACAAAUACAUUCAAGUCUACAGUAUUCCUCCCUAUAGCCCUGGCGAGUUCUCGAGCAGUUCUACCACUAGUACGUUAAAUACCCUGACCCGUCCUGGAGACGAUACAGGUCCUGCGUGAAUAAGAAAGAUCUAGUCAUCAUCGGACCCUGAUCCUGACCCUGAUCCAACAUCGUCGUCAUCUGCAGAGCCAUAAGCCACGUCAAGG
Desarmillaria tabescens is the source of this 2165-nucleotide messenger RNA. RefSeq lists its product as uncharacterized. Gene Ontology annotation, cellular component: cytosol; mitochondrion. Gene Ontology annotation, biological process: histidyl-tRNA aminoacylation; mitochondrial translation. NCBI's taxonomy places the organism in Eukaryota, Fungi, Basidiomycota, Agaricomycetes, Agaricales, Physalacriaceae. The record is from RefSeq and is a predicted model, not a curated record. The transcript is spliced from 8 exons. Gene Ontology annotation, molecular function: histidine-tRNA ligase activity; RNA binding. Bases 51 to 1865 code for a protein of 604 amino acids.